AUGGCACAAGGAUUGCCAGUUUUUCCAGCAUUUGGUGUAAGUGAACCUGGUGUUGACACAAGAUGGAGGAAAUGGACAGGUCGAUUCGAAAACUUAAUGAUUGGCAUGGACAUUAAAGAUAAAAAACGUCAGAGAGCCUUAUUUCUACACUAUGCAGGGGAAGAGGUAAAUGACAUCUUCGACGUACUGCAGAAUACAGGGGAUGACUACGAAUCAGCAAAGAUAAAGCUAACAGAGUACUUUGCCCCCAAGAAAAACACAGAAUUUGAGAUAUAUAAAUUUAGACAGGCAAAACAGGAAUCUAAUGAAAACAUUGAUAGUUUUCACACACGUUUAAGACACUUAAGUAUAAACUGUGAAUUUUCGGAAACAGACAAAGAAAUUAAGUCACAAAUCAUUCAAGGCUGCACCUCAACUCGACUGCGUCGCAAAGCACUAAGCGAUGACCUGACAUUAGACAGUCUCAUCAAAGAAGCAAGGACACUAGAACUAUCAGAUCAACAAGCAUCUGAAAUUGAAGGUCAAGCAAAAUAUGACGUCGUUAAUGCUAUGAAAUCACGACAAAGACAAAAUCAAAAGGCGCAAAAAGAAAGACGCAGACACAUCAUUAAGGAAUCAAUAUGCAGAUACUGUGGCUAUGAAUAUCCACACAAAUCAGGAAAAUGCCCAGCCAGUGGAAAAACAUGUACAUAUUGCUCAAAGAAAAAUCAUUUUGAAGCAGUGUGCUUGUCAAAGAAACGGGACAAUAACUUCACAUGCCAGCUUAAUGACAGCUCACAAAGUGAAAGUGAUAAGGACAAAGAAAGUGUACUUCCCAGGCAUGGAUCAACAAGUUGA
Ruditapes philippinarum (Manila clam) is the source of this 837-nucleotide messenger RNA. RefSeq lists its product as uncharacterized. Lineage: Eukaryota; Metazoa; Mollusca; Bivalvia; Venerida; Veneridae. The transcript has a single exon. The record is from RefSeq and is a predicted model, not a curated record. Bases 1 to 837 code for a protein of 278 amino acids.